AUGUCGGCCUCCGCAUCGCUCUCCAUCAGCGCCCGCGCGACGCGCACGUCGAGGACUCGCCGAGCGACGACGCGCGCGUCCCGUUCCGUCGUCGUCCGGGCGGCGGAUUACGCGCCGAAGAAUGCGUUCUUCUUCCCGGGACAAGGGGCGCAGAAGGUGGGCAUGGCGAAGGAGCUGUGCGAGGAGUGUCCGGCGGCGAAGGCGAUGUUCGACAAGGCGUCUGAGGUGCUCGGGUACGAUUUGCUCGACGUGUGCGUGAACGGCCCGGCGGAAAAGUUGAACUCCACCGCGGUGUCGCAGCCGGCGAUUUACGUCUCUUCGCUCGCCGCACUGGAGAAGAUGAAGAUGACGCCGGAGGGUAAGGCUGCGAUCGAUGCCGUCGACGUCGUCGCGGGUCUCUCUCUGGGCGAGUACACGGCUUUGACGUUCGCCGACGCGCUCUCGUUCGAGGACGGCUUGAAGCUCGUGAAGAUUCGCGGUGAGUCCAUGCAAGCCGCCGCCGACGCCACGCCGUCCGGCAUGGCGUCCGUCAUCGGGUUGUCCGCUGAAAAGGCUGAAGAGCUCGCCGCGCGCGCGGCGGAACUCUCCGGCGAGCCGUGCUCCGUCGCGAACUAUUUGUGCAACGGCAACUACGCGCUCUCCGGCGCCAUCCCGGCCAUCGAUAAGGCUGAGGAGAUCGCCAAGCCCGAGUUCAAGGCGCGCAUGCUCGUGCGCCUCGCCGUUGCCGGUGCGUUCCACACCGAUUUCAUGGCCCCGGCGGCUGAACAACUCAAGGCUGCCCUCGACGCGACGGACAUGAAGGAACCGCGCAUCCCGGUUGUCUCCAACGUCGACGUCAAGCCGCACACCGACGCCGCGAGCAUUCGCACCACGUUGGCCAAGCAGCUCACGAACCCGGUGCAGUGGGAAACCACGAUGACGACGCUUCUUGGCAAGGGCUUGGAGGCCGCCACCGAGGUCGGUCCGGGUGCGGUGAUUAGCGGCAUCAUGAAGCGCGUCGAUAAGUCGUUCAAGUGUGAAAACUUCACCGUGUAA
Messenger RNA from Ostreococcus tauri, 1035 nucleotides. RefSeq names its product Malonyl-CoA ACP transacylase, ACP-binding. Bases 1 to 1035 code for a protein of 344 amino acids. Gene Ontology annotation, molecular function: [acyl-carrier-protein] S-malonyltransferase activity. Lineage: Eukaryota; Viridiplantae; Chlorophyta; Mamiellophyceae; Mamiellales; Bathycoccaceae. The transcript is spliced from 2 exons. The record is from RefSeq and is a predicted model, not a curated record.